AUGAACAGCGCCAAUGGGUGCCGCCUGUGCCAAACAGGUGGGGUGCAGGGUGACCCGUUCCUGCCCGCGGUCCCUCUCCCUCCCUCACUGCCACACCGGACCCGCCGAGUCCUCCCCGGUCUCCCGGGCGAGGGCAGGCUACUGCGGGAGACGCGCGUUGGCGGAGAGACUCCGGGUCCACAGCCCUUCUCCGCCCGGGGCCUGGCGAGACUCGCGUGGGGAUUAAGAGGCGAGGAGAGGGUGUCAGCGAUCGGGCGCCAGCAAGAUGGGGGAGGGGUUAUAAGCGGACGCAUCGAGUACCUGGUGAAAUGGAAGGGGUGGGCGAUCAAGUACAGCACUUGGGAGCCCGAGGAGAACAUCCUGGACUCGCGGCUCAUUGCAGCCUUCGAGCAAAAGGAGAGGGAGCGUGAGCUGUAUGGGCCCAAGAAGAGAGGACCCAAACCCAAAACUUUCCUUCUGAAGCAGGAGCUUCCAGCCCGUGUGAACCUCUCAGCUGCCCCAGCCCCAGUCUCUGCUGUGCCCACCGGCCUGCACUCCAAGAUGGACCAGCUGGAGGGGCAGCUGCUGGCCCAGGUGCUGGCCCUGGAGAAGGAGCGUGCGGCCCUCAGCCACAGCAGCCGCCGGCAGAGGCAGGAAGUGGAAAAGGAGUUGGACGUCCUGCAGGGUCGUGUGGCUGAGCUGGAGCAUGGGUCCUCAGCCUACAGUCCCCCAGACGCCUUCAAGAUCAGCAUCCCCAUCCGUAACAACUACAUGUACGCCCGCGUGCGGAAGGCGCUGCCCGAGCUCUACGCAUUCACCGCCUGCAUGUGGCUGCGGUCCAGGUCCAGCGGCACCGGCCAGGGCACCCCCUUCUCCUACUCGGUGCCUGGGCAGGCCAACGAGAUUGUACUGCUAGAGACGGGCCAUGAGCCCAUGGAGCUGCUGAUCAACGACAAGGUGGCCCAGCUGCCCCUGAGCCUGAAAGACAAUGACUGGCACCACAUCUGCGUCGCCUGGACCACAAGGGAUGGCCUAUGGUCUGCCUACCAGGACGGGGAGCUGCAGGGCUCCGGUGAGAACCUGGCUGCCUGGCACCCCAUCAAGCCUCAUGGGAUCCUUAUCUUGGGCCAGGAGCAGGAUACCCUGGGUGGCCGGUUUGAUGCCACCCAGGCCUUUGUUGGUGACAUUGCCCAGUUUAAUCUGUGGGACCACGCCCUGACACCAGCCCAGGUCCUGGGCAUUGCCAACUGCACUGCGCCACUGCUGGGCAACAUCCUUCCCUGGGAAGACAAGCUGGUGGAGGCCUUCGGGGGCGCAACAAAGGCUGCCUUCGAUGUCUGCAAGGGGAGAGCCAAGGCAUGAGGGGCCACCUCAUCCAGGACCCCUCCUUUGCCUGCCACUUUGGGGACUUGAGGGGGGUCAUAUUCCCUCCUCAGCCUGCCCACGCACUGGCCUUCCCUCCUGCCCCACUCCUGGCUGUGCCUCCCGUUUCCCCUUACCUGUACCCACACCUCCAGAACACCCGCCCUGAGAGUGUGUCCCCUGUCCCCACCCGGGUGGAGAGGAGCAUCUCAAGUGAACAGUGGGAGCCUGCCCGUCUGGCAUUGCACUGGAGUUGUUUCUUACCCCACCCCUCCCUGCCCAUCGAUUGCAUCUGAUUUCACUAAUUUUCACAGCACCCCCAGUAGGGUAGGGUUGCCUAUGAGAGGGACCCCACUAUCUCAGUGGUGGGGGUGGCCACCCACUCCCUUGUCCCCCAUGCAACAGGCCCAGUGGCUUCCCCUUCAGGGCCACAACAGGCUGUAGAAGGGGAUGAUGAGGACAUCGGAGGUUAGACUUAUCCUCCUCCCACUUUCCACCAGCUGCCAGUCAAGGGCAGUGGGAUCUCAGUGGAGCCUCCCUCACCCUACCCAUGCCUCCCUCUUCCUCCUCUUUCCUCCUCUCUUUGUGUGUAGUGGUUUGAAUGUUGGUUCCAUGCCUGGCCCAGCCCCACCUCAGUCUCCAGGACAUUCCUUUCCCCGCUCCAGCCUGGAGGGAAGGGAACAAAGACCCUGGGAGGCCAAAGGGCUGCAGUCACCCCUUGUGCUCACCCAUAGCAAUGGCCACUGGGAUAGUCAUCCCUCUCCCUCCAUGCCAAGGACAGGACUUGGGCCACUUCAGCCUGGGCUGGCAGCAGCCCUAAGGCAGAGGCCUCAUGGCUCAGAAGACCCUGCCUUUGGCAGAGCCACAUUACCUACCCUGUGCAUGGUCCUGGGGCAGGAAGGAAGAAGCUGAGAAGGAGGGGAGAAGCAUGAAGCAGUGGGCAGAGCACUGGGUGAGAGGGAGGAGCCCUUGGUUCCUAGCCAGCCCUGCUAAUGUCCUGUGUGGCCUCCGGCAAGUCCCUGCCCUCUCUGGGCUUGGUGUUCCUCAUUCGUGAGCUGAGGCCCUCAGUUUGGUCAUUUGCUCUCCAGAUUGGGUGUGAGCUUCUCUGUGAUUCCAGGUGG
Molecule: messenger RNA, 2462 nt
Organism: Mandrillus leucophaeus (drill)
Lineage: Eukaryota; Metazoa; Chordata; Mammalia; Primates; Cercopithecidae
Gene: NPTXR
Product: neuronal pentraxin receptor
Exons: 10
Coding region: 1-1341 (446 amino acids)
Source: RefSeq, a predicted model, not a curated record